AUGGGUACACUUCGAGACUUGCAGUUUGCCCUGCAACUGAAGAUUGAGGAGCUUCGCCAGAGGGAUACACUCAUUGAUGAGCUGGAGCUGGAGUUGGAUGCCAAGGACGACUUGAUUCGGAGGCUGCAGGGUGAACUGGACCGCUACAGGGCAACCAUCACUCCCCCAGAGUCUUCUGGAGCUAUUGAAGGGCAUUCUGCACAGUGUGAAGAGAUCCAGAGAACCAGAAGAAAGACCAUAUUGUCAAAGCCCCUCACUCAGGAUCCAAGGCAACGUGCUUUGGCCACCCUGAAAAGCUACAACAAAAGCCAACAGUCACAGGAGCUGAUUCAAACCUCCUUUUUAGAGAAUGACUUUCUAAAGAACCUGGAAAGUGGGCAAAUCCUGGCUAUAAUGGACUGUAUGUACCCCACCACGGUCAACCAAGGCUGCUGCGUCAUUCAAGAGGGAGACAGUGGAACUCUUGCCUAUGUUCUAGAAGAGGGGAAGAUGGAGAUGACCAAGGAUGCCAAGAAGCUUCUCACAAUUGAACCAGGAAAAGUGUUUGGAGAAUUGGCACUCCUGUACAGCUGCACCUACACCUACACUAUAUCAGCCCUAAAAAACAGCAUGUUGUGGGUUAUUGACCGGCAGAGCUUUCAGACCAUCAUGGUGCAGAGUGGCCUCAGCAGACUGGCCCAGUUCAGAGAGCUCCUCUGCAGAGUACCCUUCCUGCGCUCGCUGCCAGAGGAUGUGCUCAUGAAAGUGUCUGAUAUUCUGGAAGAGAGUCGCUACAGUGAAGGUGAUUAUAUUAUUCGCCAGGGUGCAACAGGGGACACGUUCUAUAUCAUCAGUAGUGGCCAGGUGAAGGUGACAGAGAACAAGUCAGCCAAUGAAGAGGCAGUACUCCUGUCAACUCUCUCUGAGGGCCAUUGGUUUGGAGAGAAAGCACUGAGGGGAGAAGAUGUGCGGACAGUGAAUGUAAUUGCUGCUGGUGAUGUCACAUGCCUGGUUGUGGAUAGAGAGUCUUUCAAAAAGAUCAUAGGUUUGGUAGAGGACAGUCAUAAUGUGCACAAGAGCAGCGAACUCAAAGCCCAGUCAGAGGAAGAUGCAGUUCUCCUAUCCAACGCGUCUCUCAGAGAUUUCCAGGUCAUCUGUAACCUAGGAGAGGGAGAAACCGGUCAUUCAGAGCUGGUACAGCUUAAGACCAACAUCAACUGCCCGUUCACCAUGAGGGUGUUGAGGAAGCAUCAGAUCCUAAGCACUGCUCAACAGGAGUGCAUCCUGAGGGAAAGACACAUCCUCAUGGCAGCUCAUAGUCCAUUCAUCGUCAGGUUACACCGUACCUUCCGAGAUGCAAAGUGCCUGUACAUGCUGACAGAAGCUUGUUUAGGUGGUGAGCUCUGGAAUCUACUGAAAGACAGAGGCUCGUUUGAUGACAGUAGCACACGUUUUUACACUGCCUGUGUUGUUGAGGCCCUUAUCUUCCUGCACCAAAACAGUAUCACAUACAGGGAUCUGAAGCCUGAGAAUGUAGUUCUGGACCAGCGUGGAUAUGCCAAAGUGGUGGGGUUUGGUUGUGCUAAGAAUGUGGGCUUGGGUAAGAAAACGUGGACGUUCUGUGGCACACCUGACUAUGUGGCCCCUGAGAUAAUCCUGAACAAGGGGCACAGUGUGUCUGCAGAUCUCUGGUCUCUAGGCGUCUUCGUGUUUGAACUGCUGAGUGGAAGUCUCCCAUUCUGUGGCCCUGAUCCUAUGAAGACUUUCACAGCCACCAUCCGUGGGAUUGACCUGGUUGAAUUCCCAAAAACCAUCAGUAAGAGUGCCUCAAGCCUGAUCAAGAAGCUCUGCAGGAACAACCCUGCAGAGAGACUGGGGAACCAGAGAAACGGGGCCAAGGACAUCCAGAAGCACAAGUGGUUUGAAGGUUUCAACUGGGAAGGACUUCGCAAAGGCACUUUGUCUCCCCCAAUCAUACCGAAAUUCAUCAGUCACUUGGAGGACAGCAAAUUGGACCCCUUCACUGACAUCCUUGAGGACUCACCAGCUGUUGAGGACUCAGACUGGGACAUAGAUUUCUGA
Salvelinus namaycush (lake trout) is the source of this 2061-nucleotide messenger RNA. RefSeq names its product cGMP-dependent protein kinase 1-like. The transcript is spliced from 19 exons. NCBI's taxonomy places the organism in Eukaryota, Metazoa, Chordata, Actinopteri, Salmoniformes, Salmonidae. Gene Ontology annotation, biological process: protein phosphorylation. Gene Ontology annotation, molecular function: cGMP-dependent protein kinase activity; ATP binding. Bases 1 to 2061 code for a protein of 686 amino acids. The record is from RefSeq and is a predicted model, not a curated record.